Drosophila serrata is the source of this 1058-nucleotide messenger RNA. Its product is annotated as putative Golgi apparatus membrane protein-like protein CG5021. The record is from RefSeq and is a predicted model, not a curated record. Gene Ontology annotation, biological process: protein secretion; vesicle-mediated transport. Lineage: Eukaryota; Metazoa; Arthropoda; Insecta; Diptera; Drosophilidae. Gene Ontology annotation, cellular component: Golgi membrane.
UGCAGCUGGAAAACAAAAACAACAAAAAAGUUGAGUGAAAUAUAAUACAUUAAAAAUACAUCAAAAACACUUAAUUCUAUGAAAUAAGAGUCAUUAGUCAACAAAAGCCAAGAAGCAACAUAAAGUAUGGCAUCCGCAACGGUAAGAAAUGUGCCGCUGCUCGACGAUGACACGAUACCAUUUGGCGAGGAGGACGAGAUGCGGGAUCCCAGUCAGGCGGGCCAGAAAUACACGCACCCAUACGUCACGUUCUUCCACCUGUUCUUCAGGGGAGCCGCCAUCGUGAUCUACAUGUUCUGCGGCUGGUUCAGUGACUCCUUCAUCACCAGCUUCGUGUUCGUGGUGCUCUUCCUUUCGGCUGACUUCUGGACGGUGAAGAACAUCUCCGGUCGGCUGCUGGUGGGCCUGCGCUGGUGGAACUACGUCGACGACGACGGCAAGUCCCAUUGGGUGUUCGAGUCGAAAAAUUCUUCUGAAUCCUUCAAGAGCCGCGUUAACAAGCACGAGCAGCGGGUCUUCUGGCUGGGCCUCAUCCUCUGCCCGGUGUUCUGGGGCCUCUUCUUCCUAAUGGCCCUCUUUGGGCUAAAGUUCAAGUGGCUGCUUCUGGUGAUGAUCGCGAUCGCGCUGAAUGCCGCCAAUCUAUACGGCUACAUCAAGUGCAACUACGGCGCUAGCAAGGAUCUCAACAGCGCCGCCACGGACUUUGUGAGGACGCAGCUGUUCAAGAACGCCAUGGACAUCAUGACCAAGCCCAGUAGCGCUCCGCCGCCAACCAAUGUGCGACCCACGGGUGUGGUUUGAGCGAAGGCGUUCCAAGCCAGAGUCUACUAAGUCACCCUUGCCACAUUGUCUGCUGCAGCGCAUUCCAAAGAGUAUCGGAUGCUUCUUCUGGCCCGGACCAACGAAUCCACCAUCAUCCCGGCAUCGCUGUCAUUGUGUAACAUAUGUAAAACUUAAUUUAGCCAUAUACUGCAAUCUAUUAUAAACUUUUCUUACUUUUAACUGGAUUAAAAGACCGCAUGUCUGCGUCUGUGACAUGUAGCCAGUAUUUAACUUUU